Molecule: messenger RNA, 1470 nt
Organism: Pseudoliparis swirei
Lineage: Eukaryota; Metazoa; Chordata; Actinopteri; Perciformes; Liparidae
Gene: otol1a
Product: otolin 1a
Exons: 4
Coding region: 1-1470 (489 amino acids)
Molecular function (GO): protein binding
Source: RefSeq, a predicted model, not a curated record
AUGCCUUCCGUUCGCCUCGUCUUCCUCGCCGCCCUCCUGGUGGUACAGAUGACCGCGCUGGCCUCCAGCGCCAGAACCACACGCUGGCCCAAGCCUCAGACGCCCCGGCGAGCCGGGGGUGGGGGAUCCUCACGCAUCCCCACCACCAGCCCGUCUCCUUCGAGCAGCCUGCCGAUGGAUGAGACGACGGAGGUGACGAUGGACGCUUUGUCCACGUCCCCCACGGUCAGCACCACCUACUCCAGCGACAGCUACUCCACUGAGUUCCACACCGAUGCCUUGGCGCCGCCCGGGAACACCCUCGCAAACUUUACCCUUAAUUUCAGCGAAUGCUUCUUCAACAUCUGUGAGUGCUGUCCGCCAGAGAAAGUCCCCGCAGGGCCCAUGGGGGAGAGUGGGCCACCAGGACCACAGGGAGAGAGGGGCCCUUUAGGGAUACCAGGAGAGGCAGAACCAGGGCUCAGCGGACCAGCAGGACCAGCAGGACUACCUGGCUCCAACGGACUCAAUGGCGACAUAGGGGACAAAGGUGCUCAAGGACCGGUGGGUCUUCCUGGUGCCCCUGGCGUCCCAGGAAAACCAGGAGAUAAAGGAGAUCUGGGCCCCCGAGGAGAGAAAGGUGAAAGUGGCUUGAACGGUCUGAAAGGGGACCCGGGAGAAAGAGGAGAGCCAGGCCUGAAUGGGACUAAGGGCGACACCGGGCGAGAGGGGCCUAUGAGUCCUCCUGGGGUCACUGGGACAAAGGGUCAGAAAGGUGAACAACUUAUAUGCGAGUGUUUACAAGGCGAGAAAGACCGUGUGGGGGAGCCCGGGCCCCCUGGGCCCCCUGGUCUGGGAGGGGAGAUGGGAGAGAAUGGAACCGACGGUGAAAAGGGAGAGAGAGGGCUGCCGGGGCCUCUGGGUGGGAAGGGGGAUACUGGUUCCAGAGGGACCCCAGGACCGUCAGGAGGCAGGGGCGUGGCAGGGCAGAGGGGGGAGAGGGGAGGCAAAGGAGUGCGUGGGGCCCGGGGCCCCAAAGGCCCGCCAGGUCAGAGUGCGAAGCAGAUCCGCUCGGCCUUCAGCGUGGGCUUGUUCCCCAGCAAGUCCUUCCCUCCGCCCGGCCUCCCUGUGAAGUUCGAUAAGGUGUUCUACAACGGGGAGGGGCACUGGGACCCGGCGCUCAACAAGUUCAACGCCACGUACCCGGGGGUCUACUUGUUCAGUUACCACAUCACCGUGCGCAACCGGCCCGUGCGCGCCGCCCUCGUGAUUAACGGAAUACGGAAGCUACGAACCCGGGACUCCCUGUACGGCCAGGACAUCGACCAGGCCUCCAACCUCGCGCUGAUGCAGCUGAACAAGGGCGACCAGGUGUGGCUGGAGACGGUGAAAGACUGGAACGGAAUUUACUCCAGCAACGAGGACGACAGCACGUUCUCUGGCUUCCUGCUUUACGCAGACUCAAAGAUCAAGCCGAUGGAUAACCUGUGA